GGAUGCGGGAAGUUAGCGAGGUGCUUAAUUGUCUUUAACCUCAUGCAAUAUUAACUGGGAUCUCAAAGCUGCUCGUUUUGAUAAUGAGAUUCGCGUAUUUCUUCCUCAAACCCGUUCUGUAGCUCGGGGACUGGAGGUGAGAAAGAGAGGGGGAGAGAGAAAGAGGUGAUAAUGAAAUGGGGCUCUCUCUCUGGGCUGAGAGGUUUGCAGGACUGUCCUGAUCUCGACUCCCGAGUCUGUUGGAGGGAAGCCGCGUGGGGAGCGGCCACUGUUGUGGCAUUUUGCCAAAGUCAAGCUUCCCCGCCUCUAUAUAGACACACUCCAGGCUAGCAGUGUGCAGGAAAUCAUUCAGUUCUCUCUCUCUCUCUCUCUCUCUCCCACACACACACACAUAUAUAUAUAUAUAUACACACACACAUACACACACACGGAGGCAAACAGACACACACACACACUCUCUGCAAGACAUCUCCUCAAUAUCACAGAGAUCCCGUAUGUGUCUCUGCUUCUCGUUCUCUGUGCAGUUAAGAGCGUGCAAUAAAUUUUCUGAGUUAUUUCUUUUUUUUUGGAAAUUGCAAGAAAAGGUGGGGAGGGAGAGAAAUUUAUUUCACUCCCCCCCUUCCUCAUUUCCCUCCCACUCUCACCCUCGUGUGUUUUUUUUUUGCUGUUGUUGCUCUCCUGAUGUUGUAAGGAUGUUUUGGGAAGGUUUGGAGCUAGUCUCUGCGGUGAUCACAACGACUGCUUGCCUGGCCUCGCUGCUGCUGUUGCUGACUGUCUCCAGACAACUUUGGCAAUUCCGCUGGACCGUGAGCCGGGACAAAAACUGCAAUUUGCCGAUUCCGAAGGGCUCGAUGGGGUUGCCCCUCAUCGGAGAGACUUUUCAUUGGUUAGUAGAGGGGUCCAGGUUCCACUCGUCGAGACGGGAGAAAUAUGGCAACGUGUUUAAGACGCAUCUCCUGGGCCGCCCGCUGAUCCGCGUAACCGGCUCCGAGAAUGUGAGGAAGAUACUGAUGGGCGAACACACCCUGGUGAGCAGCCAAUGGCCACGCAGUACUAGGAUGCUACUGGGUUCCACCAGCCUGAUCAACUCCAUUGGUGACAUUCAUCGCCAGAAGAGAAAGAUCUUUGCCAAGGUUUUCAGCCAUUAUGCCCUGGAAUGUUACCUUCCCAAGAUCCAACAGGCUAUUCAGGAUGGUAUCCGAGACUGGAGCAGCAGUGGGGAGCCCAUCACCGUUUACCAUGAGGCCAAGAAACUCACAUUCCGUAUCGCAGUCCGGGUCUUACUAGGAUUCCGUGUAUCCGAGACCGAACUAAACCUCCUGUCGGAAAGCUUUGAACAACUUGUCGCCAACCUCUUCUCCUUACCUCUAGACUUUCCAUUUAGUGGUUACAGGAAGGGUAUGCGAGCCCGGGACAAUCUUCACAAAUACCUGGAAAAAGCCAUCAGUGAGAAACUGCAGUACAAAGAAGAGAAGGAUUACUCUGAUGCUAUGGACAUUCUGAUAGACAGUGCCAGAGAACAAGGGAAAGAACUCACAAUGCAGGAGCUGAAGGAGUCCACAGUGGAACUGAUUUUCGCUGCCUUCGCCACCACCUCUAGUGCGACGACUUCACUGAUCUACCAGCUCUUGCAGCACCCCCUGGUCCUGGAGAAACUGCGGGAAGAGCUGAGGAGCAAUGGGAUCCUUCACAAUGGCUGCAAGUGUGAGGAGACCCCCAGGAUGGCCGUGGUGGUCCGCCUCAAGUAUUUGGACUGCAUCAUCAAGGAGGUCCUACGUCUGCUUCCACCGGUUUCAGGCGGCUACAGGACAGCGCUGCAGACGUUUGAGUUGGACGGGUGUCAGAUUCCCAAAGGCUGGAGUGUCCUGUACAGCAUCCGAGACACGCACGAUACGGCUCCCAUCUUCCAGAAUUCUGAGGUCUUUGACCCCGACCGUUUCAGUGAGGAGCGGGGAGAGAACAAAGGUGACCGUUUCAGCUACAUUCCCUUCGGAGGGGGCAUCAGGAGCUGCCUUGGUAAAGAGCUGGCCAAGCUCAUCCUGAAGGUGUUGGCGAUGGAGUUGGCCAGUACCAGCUGCUUUGAACUUGCCACCCGGACUUUCCCCAGCAUGUUGACGGUGCCGGUGGUUCACCCUGUGGACGGGUUAAGAGUCAAAUUCUCCGGACUUGAUUCCAACCAGAACGAGAUAGACCCAGAGACAGAGACAAUGCUGGGUUCCACUGUGUAACAGGGCCAACUACGACACUCUAUCACCCACCCCAUCCCCAAAAAUUCCACCACCCCCCUACCCUGCACCCCUCCGCAUUCCCCCCAACCCCCAAUCCUAACCAAACCUUCACUGAAGCAACAAAAUAAAGCAAACACAUCUGAACUUGAAAGCAAAGAAAAACUUCAAUGAACUAACAUGCUAGCUGUAAAGGAAACCCCUUUGGGAAAACCUACUCACAGAUUGUCCAGCAAGGAAUCUUGGAUGGGAAAAUAUCCACGGGAGAGCUACAUAGAGCAAAUUCCAUGGUGAGAAGGCACAGGAUUAUAUUUCUGGGCAAAAUUGAAGCGAUCGAGAUUGGAGGAGGCAGAUAAAUGUCAGAAGAGGAUUAGUGUUGAGAGAAAGAGAGACAGGAGAUGGAGGAAAACAGAAGAGAGGAAAAUUGGUGGGAGAGAAACUAUGUGACGUCAAAACAAAAGACUAUCUUAAAAAUAAAACACAUAUAUAUCCUGCGUUCCUACUUAAGUAUAUAUAUGUAUAAACCUACUCUGAGUACCAUUCUAGGUAUAUAACUUGAUUAGAGAUUGCAACAGAGUUGCAGCCUUUUGGCACUUUGAAUGUUGAUCCAUUACUGAUGCUGGUUAUAUUCAGCAUAAACUUAGAAACAGUAACAAACUGGUUUGAAUUUGUACUAUUCCUAUCUUUAAGCUAUAUAUGGAUUAUUUGUCAUUGUGUUUUUUUUAAUUUUAAGAUUGCAAUUAGACGUCUAGUGUAAAAAGAAACUAUUUUUUUCUGUUGGUAAAUAUUGUUUUAGUAAAAAAUGAACAAAAGAAUCUUUUACACGGAGUUGUGUGAUUAGACAUUGUGUGUGAGAAUGAGUGUGUGUUUGUGUGUGAAUGAGUGCGUGUUGUGUGUCAGAGUGAGUGUGUGUUUCUGUGUGAGAGUGUGUGUGUUUGUUUGUGAGAGUGUGUUGUGUGUCAGUGUGUUUGUAUGAGUGUGUGUUUGUGUGUGAGAGUGAGUGUGUGUUUGUGUGUGUGAGAGAGAGUCUGUGUGUGAGAGAGCAUGUUAUGUGUUUAUGUACAUGUUAUAGCAAAUGUAGGUGGAAGCAUGUGUCUGUGGACGAAUGGCUGUUUCAGUAAGAGUGAAGAUCUGAAAGGGUGGGCGAGGCAGAAACCCUCAUAA
Molecule: messenger RNA, 3389 nt
Organism: Stegostoma tigrinum
Lineage: Eukaryota; Metazoa; Chordata; Chondrichthyes; Orectolobiformes; Stegostomatidae
Gene: cyp26b1
Product: cytochrome P450 26B1
Exons: 6
Coding region: 495-2228 (577 amino acids)
Biological process (GO): sterol metabolic process
Molecular function (GO): iron ion binding; monooxygenase activity; oxidoreductase activity, acting on paired donors, with incorporation or reduction of molecular oxygen
Source: RefSeq, a predicted model, not a curated record